Molecule: messenger RNA, 1008 nt
Organism: Hypoxylon fragiforme
Lineage: Eukaryota; Fungi; Ascomycota; Sordariomycetes; Xylariales; Hypoxylaceae
Exons: 4
Coding region: 196-372 (58 amino acids)
Source: RefSeq, a predicted model, not a curated record
AUCAACUUUAAACAUUUUAUUUCUCAAUCAACCAAUUGAUGGUAAGAGAAUAGAAACAUACGACUACGUACAUAGUAUUAUUAUGCACUAUCUACCUAAGUACUGUCGCUCCUUUAUCGACAGAGAUCCUCUCAAGUUUCUCGCCUACCUAGUUAUGAUACUUAAUUAAUCGCCUUGAUUCAACAAAAAGGAAACAUGGCUCCUAGAGGAAGCAUUACACCACGGACCAUCAUGGCACCAAUGGCAGCCUUCACGAUGGCCUGCGUUUUAUUUGUUUACACGCGCACUUCCAUGAGAGAAGCCAAGCGCAAUGCUCAAAUUGAACGAGAGUACAGAAGACACCAUCCGAAUGACAAUGGCAGGAGCACCUAAGUGAGAGUACCUAGCUAGGUUAGGUGCCUGGUCGACACUACUAGGUAACCUAGACGUGUUACAGUCCAAGUAACGUUAUACUUCGUGCAUAGCCGUUGAGGGAUUACCUACCCAGUAAUCCUAGGACUUCAGCUAUUAAGACCGGACGAGGAGAGAGGGAAUCAUAGAGGUUCGAAUUACAGGGCUUCACCAGCUAACUAUACCCAAGGAAUUAUGAGAAUUAUGAGAAUUAUGGGUGUGGGGUCGUGGUGGAUAUCCAAGGAUGAAAUUAUUGCACGAAGGAAUCACCGUAUACGAUGAAAGUCAUGCAGGAAACGCCAACAUGAAGAAUACUCAUUGACCUACCUGAGAUUAUUACUUUCUUAUCCACCAACGAUAUUGUGUUAUGAAGCAUCCAUACUACCCUAUGUACUGUACUUACUACUAGUACUUACUACUAGUAGUAGGUAGGUAGGUACCUAGUAUUGUACAUUACAUAUUAUGUAGUGAGUGAGUGAGUGAGUUAUGUAGGUUAGGUUGUUUGAGAUCUUGGAUGACAUUUACCGAUCGAAUAAUAGGCACAUGUUCAGGUGGCACAAUGACCCCUUUAGGGCAUCUUACCUGCCUGAUUAGCGCCAAUUAAAUAAAGUUGUAGGC